CCCCCCCUUCCAGAAAAAAUAAACCUAGCCGCUACAAAAUGUCGAAACGCAACGCAACGCUGUCGCAACCGCCGCCAAGACCGCUGAUAAAGCAGCACUCGUGGUCGCCGGACGCGGAUCGAGAAGAGGCUUGGCUUAGGAAGAAAGGGAAAAGACCAUCGGGUCGACUUGGUCGGAGUAAGAGCGUGACGGACGAAGAUCUUGAAGAGCUUAAAGGAUGCAUCGAGCUUGGGUUUGGAUUCGAGCCUGAUUCUCCGGAACUGGAUCCGAGGUUGUCGGAAACUUUACCAGCUUUGGGGUUGUAUUGUGCUGUUAAUAAACAGUAUAGGAGUGGGUUGUCGAGGACUUCGUCGCUUUCUUCGGUUGUGUCGGAAGGGGAAGUUAGUAAUUCGAGUACGACGAUUGUUGAUCAAGGUGAUGAUCCGGAGACGAUGAAGCUGAGGUUGAAGCAAUGGGCUCAGGUGGUUGCUUGUUCGGUGCGACAAUUCUCCGGCGAACCUAAUUUAAUGUUGAAUAAUAAUAAUAAUAAUAAUGAUGAUUAGUGAAUGUUUCUGUGGAAUUAUUGUUUGUUUGUUCUGAUGUGAUUGUACAAAGGAAUGACAGUUUUGAUGAAAUAGCUGUGGUUUUUCUUAGAAAUUCAGAUUUAGAAUCUAAUACUAUGGUUUAACCAAAACUACAAUGAAUUUCAUUUCUUUUGUCGGUGCGAUUUUUAAUUUUCAGUACUUGUUUUUUGUUUUGCUUUGUAUUUGUGAAUUUAAUU
Messenger RNA from Eruca vesicaria subsp. sativa (arugula), 760 nucleotides. The record is from the annotation of a GenBank genome assembly. Lineage: Eukaryota; Viridiplantae; Streptophyta; Magnoliopsida; Brassicales; Brassicaceae.